Messenger RNA from Photinus pyralis (common eastern firefly), 1973 nucleotides. RefSeq names its product angiopoietin-related protein 7-like. The record is from RefSeq and is a predicted model, not a curated record. Lineage: Eukaryota; Metazoa; Arthropoda; Insecta; Coleoptera; Lampyridae. Bases 483 to 1814 code for a protein of 443 amino acids. The transcript is spliced from 5 exons.
GCGACGAUAGAAAAAGUCUUUUUAAAAAACUUAACUCUUGAGCCGCUAAAUUAUGGAAUUUCGAAAAUCACGGUAAAAAAUUAUCAGAAUAGAUCGUCAAAAAUCGGGUUUCCCUAACGUGCGGUAAGUUGGAAUUCCGGAAAAGAGACUAUAUUCAGUUAACCUCCAGUGCUUCCUCACUAAACAACUAUAGUUUCGUAAUGGUUUUUCCGUCAAUAGUCUGGGGUACAAAAAAGUUUAAUAAAAACGCGUAGUAAUCGGUUAAUGUGCGAUUAGGUUACGAAAGUUCUAUGAGUGUAACGCAAUGAUGUUGCGGGUAAACUAAUCUACGAUGAAGAAAUGAACGCGAAUUCCAUUGUGCGGUGCAUUUCCGAUGGUGAACGUCUUUGAAAUUGUCCUUUCUCAUUGAAUUAUUACGUUCUCUGCAACCUUGUGUUCUUCAUACAACAUUGGUCAGUUUGUGGCUCGAACUUUAAAUCGCGAUGAUGUUGCUGCCAUCGCUCCUAUGCGUUCUCUUCAUUCUAACUGCUGUUGAAUCGCAAAUGGCCGACAGUGGAAGACCAACUCGACAGAAUACCGGCGACGUCGCCUAUCGAUUAUCGCGUCUCGAGGUCAUCUUGGUUGAAAAAUUGGACAACAUUAGAAACGACCUGCGCGACUUUUCGAAUCGGAUCCAGGAAUUAGAAUUGAAAUUUAGCGACUCUCAGGCUGUUUUUGAAGGCUUUCGAGGGGAUCUUAAUCGAAUAUAUCAGCAGAUUUCCACCCCAUCGACCCAGACGCAGCCACCACCUCCGCGGGAACCUCCGUCGUCGGGUACUUCGUCCCAACUCGAACCGCGCGUCGAGAAUUUGGCCAAAGGAGUACAAAUUUUGAUCGCCGCAACAAGAGCGUUAACUUCCGAUGUCUUCGGGCUGAAGAAGAACGUUUCACUUUUGUUGAACGAUACUAGAUCGUUCCUUGUGCUCACUCCUCAACUAGUCACGAAACAGUUUCUCAACAACGGUCUUCUCGAACUCAAGCAACGCCAAGUUCAGUUGUUGUCUGAAAAUACCUGUCCAAAAAGCGACACCGCUAGCAGUACCCUUCCGAGAAAUUGUCGCGAGGUCUUCGCGGCGGGUCAGCGGAAAUCGGGCAUUUACCGUAUCCAUCCCGAUCCUUCGUCAAAACCAUUUAUGGUAGUCUGCGACCAGGAAACUCGGGGAGGCGGUUGGACCGUUAUUCACAACCGUUACGACGGUUCUCAAGAUUUUUACCAAAAUUGGCAAGAAUACAAGCACGGCUUCGGUAAUUUGGGCGGAGAGUUCUGGCUGGGCCUGGAUUACAUACAUCAACUCACUGGCUCGGACGUAAGCGAACUUCUAGUCGAAUUGCAAGAUUUAGAUAUGGCAAGCAAGAGCGCUUAUUAUUCGGCCUUCAGUGUUGGACCUGAAACGGAAGGCUUUCCGUUGAAGGUGUUGGGAGGAUACAGCGGUGACGCCGGUGAUUCUCUACUAUACCAUGCAGGAAGUAGAUUUAGCGCGAAGGAUAUGGACCAAGACGGCUGGCCGGAAGGAAGUUGCGCUCAGGCUCACGGCGGGGCAUGGUGGUAUAGAAGCUGCGAUAUGAGUAACCUAAACGGAAGGUACCUCAGCGGCCAACUUCCCGAACAGUACAUCUACCAAGGAAUGUAUUGGGCCGAUUUUAGAGGAGCCCAGUACAGCCUUAAUCGUGCCAGAAUGUUAGUGAGACCUAGGGAACAAAUUAAUAGUUCGCUGGUAGACGAAAUUUUUAAUAGAAGUAACGUGAUGCCCGCAUUUGUAAGGGGUCGUGUCUGAAAGUCCUCCAUGUAGAUCUUUUCGAAAUACGCUUCUAUUGUUCAGUGCAAGUGCCAUUAAUCGAUUGUCCCGCAGAGACAUUAAGUACAAACUGUUAAUUGAUUUCACUAAACUAAUAUUGUAAAGGAUAUGUGAACAAUAAAGUCUCUUCAUUCAUAA